GCGGGCCCGGCCGCGCGCGGGCUAUGGAGGAGCGGGGCGGUCGCGCCGGCGGCUUCAGGAAGGACACCGUGGAUCGGCUUCUCCGCCUCCAUUUCCGGGACGGGAGGACCCGAGUUAACGCGGACGCGCAGCUGCUGAUGGCCGAGCUGCUGAAGGUCUUCGUCCGAGAAGCAGCGGCACGGGCAGCUCGGCAGGCCCAGGCCGAGGACCUGAACAAGGUGGAUAUUGAACAGCUGGAGAAAGUAUUGCCACAGCUGCUUCUGGAUUUCUAGAGGCCUCCUGAAGCACAUGUCGCCUGUCAGCAGACAGUCCUGGCCUGACACGUGUCUCAGCCUCAGAGACACUCUGGGACAGUCUCAGCUUUUUCUUCCUCUGCCAUUUUGCUUGUUUCCUCUCUCCCUUACCAAGCACAACACAGCCCAAAGCAACGAUGCUGUCAGAUACCAUUUUUGAGAAGAGGGUGCCACAGGCUUAAUUUGUUCAGCUGAGUACAUAACUGGUUUCCAUCUUGCUGCCCUACUCCUGUAACAGAGGCCAGUAUUUCACAACAUGGUAAGAAGCUGUUGCUUUCUCAGCUAAUGUGAGAAAGAGGUGCUGCUUCACAGAGAUGCAUGGAAAGACUUAAUGGCUGGGAAUACUGUCCAGCCUUCAGGCUCUCAUUGCCUCAAGCAGGCAGCUGUAACAGCAACUCCAGGUGCAGCUCCAAGCCUUCCAAUGAAUAGGUCAUUAACAGGAGCUUAGUCACAGGCUCUUGCCAAAAGCAGGUAACUGAUCUUUAUUUUAUAAAUAAACAGUGUCUGUCCCUCA
This is a messenger RNA of Agelaius phoeniceus (red-winged blackbird), 807 nucleotides long. RefSeq names its product centromere protein X (gene CENPX). Gene Ontology annotation, cellular component: Fanconi anaemia nuclear complex; FANCM-MHF complex. Gene Ontology annotation, biological process: resolution of meiotic recombination intermediates; replication fork processing; kinetochore assembly. The record is from RefSeq and is a predicted model, not a curated record. Lineage: Eukaryota; Metazoa; Chordata; Aves; Passeriformes; Icteridae. Gene Ontology annotation, molecular function: protein heterodimerization activity.